This is a messenger RNA of Eurypyga helias (sunbittern), 3338 nucleotides long. RefSeq names its product AP-2 complex subunit beta. The record is from RefSeq and is a predicted model, not a curated record. Gene Ontology annotation, molecular function: clathrin binding. The transcript is spliced from 22 exons. Lineage: Eukaryota; Metazoa; Chordata; Aves; Eurypygiformes; Eurypygidae. Gene Ontology annotation, cellular component: membrane coat; clathrin adaptor complex. The coding region runs from base 22 to 2886 and encodes 954 amino acids. Gene Ontology annotation, biological process: vesicle-mediated transport; intracellular protein transport.
GUGUUUCAAGGAACUGGAACCAUGACGGACUCCAAAUACUUCACGACCAAUAAAAAAGGAGAGAUUUUUGAACUGAAGGCUGAACUCAAUAAUGAAAAGAAAGAGAAGAGGAAAGAAGCUGUAAAGAAGGUUAUUGCAGCCAUGACCGUGGGGAAGGAUGUCAGCUCCAGUUUUCCUCUCACUAAAAAUGUUGUGAACUGCAUGCAGACCGACAACUUGGAGUUGAAGAAGCUGGUCUACCUGUACCUGAUGAACUAUGCCAAAAGUCAGCCAGAUAUGGCCAUUAUGGCUGUCAACAGCUUUGUGAAGGACUGUGAAGACCCAAACCCUCUCAUCCGUGCUCUGGCCGUCCGUACAAUGGGAUGCAUCCGGGUGGACAAGAUCACGGAGUAUUUGUGUGAGCCUCUUCGCAAGUGUCUGAAGGAUGAAGACCCUUACGUACGAAAGACCGCAGCUGUCUGCGUGGCAAAGCUGCAUGACAUUAAUGCCCAGAUGGUGGAAGACCAAGGAUUUCUGGAUUCUCUGCGUGACCUGAUUGCAGACUCCAACCCCAUGGUGGUAGCGAAUGCUGUGGCUGCCUUGUCGGAAAUCAGUGAAUCGCAUCCCAACAGCAACCUGCUGGAUUUGAACCCUCAGAACAUUAACAAGCUGCUGACGGCUUUAAAUGAGUGCACGGAGUGGGGCCAGAUCUUCAUCCUGGACUGUCUGUCCAACUACAACCCCAAGGAUGAUCGUGAAGCUCAGAGUAUCUGUGAACGGGUGACCCCUCGGCUGUCUCACGCCAACUCGGCAGUGGUGCUGUCAGCGGUGAAGGUCUUGAUGAAGUUCCUGGAGCUUCUUCCCAAGGACUCUGACUAUUACAACAUGCUGCUGAAGAAACUUGCCCCUCCCCUGGUGACCCUGCUGUCUGGAGAGCCCGAAGUUCAGUAUGUUGCCCUGAGAAACAUCAACUUGAUUGUGCAGAAAAGGCCUGAAAUCCUGAAGCAGGAAAUUAAGGUAUUCUUCGUGAAGUACAACGACCCCAUCUAUGUCAAACUGGAGAAACUGGACAUCAUGAUCCGCCUAGCUUCUCAAGCAAACAUCGCCCAGGUCCUGGCAGAGCUCAAGGAAUACGCUACUGAGGUAGACGUCGACUUUGUGCGCAAGGCUGUCCGAGCAAUUGGGCGCUGUGCCAUCAAGGUUGAGCAAUCUGCGGAGCGCUGUGUGAGCACCCUGCUAGACCUCAUCCAGACCAAGGUCAACUAUGUGGUCCAGGAGGCCAUUGUUGUCAUCAGAGACAUCUUCCGCAAGUACCCCAACAAGUAUGAAAGCAUCAUUGCCACUCUGUGUGAGAACCUGGAUUCCCUGGAUGAACCAGAUGCCAGAGCUGCCAUGAUCUGGAUAGUGGGCGAAUAUGCAGAAAGAAUUGACAAUGCAGAUGAGCUGUUGGAGAGUUUUUUGGAGGGCUUCCAUGAUGAAAGUACUCAGGUGCAGCUCACCCUGCUGACUGCUAUAGUGAAGCUCUUCUUAAAAAAGCCUUCUGAGACCCAGGAGCUGGUUCAGCGGGUCCUCAGCCUGGCCACGCAGGAUUCUGACAACCCAGACCUGCGGGAUCGUGGCUACAUCUACUGGCGCCUUCUUUCCACGGAUCCAGUGACUGCCAAAGAAGUGGUCCUCUCAGAAAAGCCCCUUAUUUCUGAAGAGACCGAUCUGAUUGAACCGACUCUGCUAGAUGAGUUGAUCUGCCAUAUUGGGUCUCUGGCUUCUGUGUACCACAAACCACCCAACGCUUUUGUGGAGGGGAGCCAUGGGAUCCACCGCAAACACUUGCCAAUUCACCAUGGAAGCACUGAUGCAGGCGAUAGCCCCGUGGGCACAACGGCCACUACAAACCUGGAGCAGCCGCAAGUUAUUCCAUCGCAGGGCGACCUUCUGGGUGACCUUCUCAACCUGGACCUGGGCCCCCCAGUGAAUGUUCCCCAAGUGUCCUCCAUGCAGAUGGGUGCCGUGGACCUCCUGGGAGGAGGGCUGGACAGCCUGCUUGGCAGUGACCUUGGCGGGGGCAUUGGAGGAAGCCCGGCAGUGGGGCAGACCUACAUUCCCUCUUCCGUGCCAGCCACCUUUGCCCCUUCACCCACCCCAGCAGUGGUGAGCAGUGGACUCAAUGAUCUCUUCGAGCUCUCGUCCGGUAUAGGCAUGGCUCCUGGAGGAUAUGUGGCUCCAAAGUCUGUUUGGCUGCCUGCAGUGAAGGCUAAAGGAUUGGAGAUCUCUGGCACAUUCAGUCACAGGCAGGGCCACAUCUACAUGGAGAUGAACUUUACCAAUAAGGCUUUGCAGCACAUGACUGACUUUGCCAUUCAGUUCAACAAGAACAGCUUUGGAGUCAUCCCGAGCACUCCACUGGCCAUUCACACACCUCUGAUGCCAAACCAAAGUAUUGAUGUCUCCCUGCCCUUGAACACUCUGGGACCAGUCAUGAAAAUGGAGCCUCUGAACAACCUCCAGGUGGCUGUGAAAAACAACAUCGAUGUCUUUUACUUCAGCUGCCUAAUUCCUCUCAAUGUCCUUUUCGUAGAGGAUGGCAAAAUGGAGCGCCAGGUCUUCCUUGCAACGUGGAAGGAUAUUCCAAACGAAAAUGAGCUGCAGUUCCAAAUUAAAGACUGUCACCUGAAUGCCGACACUGUCUCCAGCAAGCUGCAGAACAACAACGUCUACACCAUUGCCAAGAGGAAUGUGGAGGGCCAGGACAUGCUCUACCAGUCUCUGAAACUCACCAACGGCAUCUGGAUCUUGGCGGAGCUUCGCAUUCAGCCGGGGAACCCAAACUACACGCUCUCCCUGAAGUGCCGAGCUCCCGAAGUGUCCCAGUACAUCUACCAGGCCUACGAUGCCAUCUUGAAAAACUAACAGGAGAUCAGCCUGUGCCUCACCCUGCAGAAGGAGGGGGGAGAAAGGGGUCCCCAAAUCCUCCUUCGCCACUGGCGCGGGGAAAAGCACUCCUAACUGGAAGCAGCUGUAUUCAUGUGUAGGAUUUCAGUCAAAGGCACUGAUUAAACAAGGUAGCAAUUAGUAUGCACGUGCUAAUGAUGAUAGGGAACAAACCCCUUUGAUAUUUUUAGCGUCCAUGGAGUUUGUAACCACUGCUUCGACUAUUCCCACGUCCCCCUCACCCCUCACUCAUUAUCCGUUCUCGUGGGCUUCUCCAUCUUGUGCCAAUGUUCAGUGUUUUCUAAAUGGCUUUAGGCGUAGUUACGAUUUUGUAAGAUACCGCUUGUUGGAAAAAAAACCCACCAAAACCCAAACAAAAACAAGCAAAGACCACACGUCGGCUCAUUAAAACAAGGCAAAAGUGUCGAAAA